UGGGAAUGGGUCUAAUGAUGUGUCCUUGUUCUUUUCUUGUCAGGUAUUUAGUUUAAGCAGACAUGUCCUCUGAGGCCACGCCCAUCGAGGCCAAGCGACCCACGACUCCUCCACUCAAGUCUCCGGGAUCGCCAUGCUCUCCUCGCUCGCCAUCAGACCUAAGACCCCCUGCGUGCAGACACAGAGAACGCUCCCCCUCCCCGAUGAGAGGUUACCUCAUCCCCAGCCCCCUGCCCACCCGCCGCAACCGGACCUUUUCUGCGACUGCCCGGGCAGCUGAGGGCCCCAUGUUUACUGGUGUGUGUAAAUGCUUCUCCCGCUCCAAAGGCCAUGGCUUUAUCACGCCAUCGGACGGCGGCAAAGACAUCUUUGUCCACAUCUCUGAUAUUGAGGGCGAAUACGUCCCGGUGGAGGGUGACGAGGUGAGCUACAAAAUGUGCACCAUCCCCCCCAAGAAUGAGAAGGUCCAGGCUGUGGAGGUGACCAUCAUCCACCUGAAACCCGGGACCAAACACGAGACCUGGAGUGGCCACGUCAUCACUGAAUGAACGCGCACAAAUCACGUGGACAGCAACACCAGGAUGAAUCCAAUAUGUCUGUUCUUCAUUGAAUAUGGGAUGCAACUGUUUGAAAGAAGCAUAUAAGAAAUCUGUAGUUGGACUCAUAACUUGUUCUGGAUGAGUGAAUUUCCCAAUGAGAGUGUGAAUUAAUUUUAGCUACAGAGUAUUUAUGGGUUUAGCAACAUUUGAGACUAACCUUGUGAGGAAAGCAUGGAUGUACACGUUCUCGUUUUAAAGCACAGAUGAUUUUACAAAGGCUUUGUCCGUGUACGUUCUGACAGUAUCCAGUGCUUACUCCAAACAAAUGUCCCCUCUGUAGCUUAAAUGAUUUUGUUUGAGUAGUCUGUGGGUGAAAUAAAGCAUUUACAAGAGG
Boleophthalmus pectinirostris (great blue-spotted mudskipper) is the source of this 933-nucleotide messenger RNA. RefSeq names its product calcium regulated heat stable protein 1 (gene carhsp1). The transcript is spliced from 4 exons. Gene Ontology annotation, biological process: regulation of mRNA stability. The record is from RefSeq and is a predicted model, not a curated record. Gene Ontology annotation, cellular component: cytoplasm. Lineage: Eukaryota; Metazoa; Chordata; Actinopteri; Gobiiformes; Gobiidae. Gene Ontology annotation, molecular function: mRNA 3'-UTR binding. The coding region runs from base 63 to 548 and encodes 161 amino acids.